Molecule: messenger RNA, 672 nt
Organism: Radiomyces spectabilis
Lineage: Eukaryota; Fungi; Mucoromycota; Mucoromycetes; Mucorales; Radiomycetaceae
Exons: 3
Coding region: 1-672 (223 amino acids)
Source: RefSeq, a predicted model, not a curated record
AUGCGAGAUGAAGACGAUCUUCGGUUGAAGUGGUACGAUGCAGAUGUUGCAAAUUUGUACGCACGCUUAUCAGUAAUUUACCUUCUUGAUGAUAGGGGCGAGUCAGUCGGUGACUCGGCUGGGGCAGUAGAGGGAAAUACAGGCUUCAAGGUUGACGUAAGAGCUGUUCGAGACAACUUUUCGGCACUGCGAAACCGAAGGGAGUCGGACGCUGCCAACGUCGAAUUGGCAAGGGUGGGUGCUUCCCUCGGGAAAAUGUUUGGCGACAAAAUGAAGCUCUUGGUGGAGAGCAAGUGCGUUGUGGAUCGCACAGUUAAAGACAGCAAUCCAGAAAAAAUUGUGGCUGUUCCAGCCAUGCAGAUCACAGGGUUGCAUGCUGGUUUGUUUUCUGUACGUCUGGGUGCUCCGGGCCUUUAUGUCGCAGUCAGCGAAGGUACCUGCCAAUUGCCGAAGACAGCCGAUAUGCUUCGUGAUUUGCGGGAAGCAUACGUGUUGCUUCGAAAGUUCAAGGACGCGUCUGUGAAUCUUUCCAACGCAGCAAUUUAUGGCAACCGUUCAGACCACUCAAAGAAGGAUGAUCUACGCGACACAUGGAUGCCUCCAAGAAGUGGCACGAGGAUUUCGCCCUUGCCUAAAUAUAUGUUGGAAUCGGUCGAAGAGAGUAGCAUUUGA